GUGGUGGUAUAACAGAUGUGUGCAAGUUUCAGCGAAAUGUGUCGAUAAACUAAUCAUUCGUGACUUUUCAUUAAUUUUUCUCCCUUCAGCCCUACGAAUGAGACCAUCUGCCCUGUUUCAAACAACUCCAGAGACUGGAAACCUUCAACAUUUGUUACGGCUCCUUGGACGACUCAUUGCGAGGCUACGAGCCUUCAGCUGUCUUUUUAUUCUGAAAUGGUGGCAACUCUGCAGCAGGGGCAAAUAGCUUAUCAACUGAAGGCCAGCCAGCGAUGUUCCAGGUUGCAGACGCCGCAGGCGACCUACGAGCAAGAAUCGGCCUGGUGCCGUGAGGAAUUCGACGGACUGGUGUGCUGGCCGCCCACUUCAACGGGACACACCGCGACCGAGCCCUGUCCCGACUUCCUGCAGACUGCGAACCUAUCAUCGGUGAGCCGGAUAUGUGGGCCCGACACCUCCUGGGAGCGCAGCGACACCCUCAACUACACAUCCUGUGGCCUGGAUGUGGAAUAUAGCACAGCCUUGAGGCAGCAGUAUGAACAGAUACAAGACCAUCAAGUAUCCUCAAUGUCUCCUGUCCACAGUUCAGACGCGCAGUUCCUUAUAGAGCUGUUGCAAGAAUGCCACUCCAGACGGAACCACGUCACAUUACCAGAAGGAUUGUAUUGCCCACUGACAUUCGAUGGACUCUCUUGUUGGAACUACACCGUCGCUGGAGAGACGGCUAUCCUGCCCUGCCCCUACUUUGUUGCUGGCUUUGAUCCCCGACGGUUAGCAUUCCGGCACUGCAUGGAAGAUGGCAACUGGUUUCGACACCCUGAAUCAGGCCUCAGCUGGUCCAACUACACAACAUGUGUUGACAUGGAAGACCUGGAGUUCCGCCAGCUAGUCAACUCCCUGUACAUGGCUGGGUACCUCAUUUCAGUGGUGGCUCUCUGUCUCUCCCUCACAAUAUUUUUCUCUUUCCGAUCUCUGAGGUGCACAAGGAUAUCUGUCCACGUGCAGCUGUUCCUGUCAUUUGCUUCUAACAAUAUCAUGUGGCUGAUUUGGUACAAGUACGUCAUCGCUGACCCCACCGUAGUGAAGGAAAAUGGGACAUGGUGCCAGGCUCUGCACGUCUUACUACAGUAUCUUAUGGUGGCCAACUACAUGUGGAUGUUCUGUGAGGGUCUGCAUCUCCACCUGGCACUGGUCGUAGUUUUUGUGAAAGACCGUGUCGUGAUGCGCUGGUUUCAUGCCAUUGGAUGGGGUCUGUCAUUCAUCCUCACAGUUAUCUACGCUGCAGUACGGGGAUCAAGGCCUGAAGACUCACAGCGGUGUUGGAUGGAGGACAGUCACACUCAGUGGAUUCUAACAGCACCGGUCCUCAUUUCCAUGGUAGCAAGUACAAUAUUUCUGGUGAACGUGGUUCAUAUCUUGCUCACCAAACUGCACAGUGCAUCAGCCAACCCAGCGCCACUAAGCAUGCGGAAGGCAGUGAGGGCCACCCUUAUCCUGGUGCCACUGUUUGGAAUCCACCACAUCCUCAUCCCGUUCCGCCCAGAGCCUGGGCAGCCUGGAGAGAAGUUGUACCAGGUGUUUUCUGCUGCGGUUGUCUCGCUACAGGGUUUCUGUGUGUCAUGCCUCUUCUGUUUUGCCAACAUGGAUGUCCACUACGCUAUGUUGCCACUGUUAAAGCAGCUGUUUGGAUCAGGUUUUCGAAGAGAAAGUGCCAUUACAGCACAAGGGGCAAACACCCUAACACACAGUACACGGGACUUGUGUGUCUGACACUGCGUCCGACCGCAGAGGACAAACUGCAACCAAAAUGACCAUGAAAUGGAGAUAUGGUGACCCAGCCACAUGUCAGAAUUGAGCUGACCAUUGUUAAUUACAUUACUAAACUAAAAGUCUAUGUUCAGAAUACAAUAAUGUGGAGUCGGUGCACUAAUAAACAAAUGUUCAUCAUUGUCAUAGUGAAAGCAUAAUGGACCACAAUUUAAACCAGUUCAAUUCAUAUCUUCACCAGUUUCUUAAAGGUCCAGUUUAAUAUAUUCUUUACAUCUAUACCUUGGUCUUCCAAAUGAACUCACUUCAGGUUUUUAAUGACAAUUUUGUACAAAAGUCUCAU
This is a messenger RNA of Zootermopsis nevadensis, 2110 nucleotides long. The record is from RefSeq and is a predicted model, not a curated record. NCBI's taxonomy places the organism in Eukaryota, Metazoa, Arthropoda, Insecta, Blattodea, Termopsidae.